This is a messenger RNA of Gilbertella persicaria, 1500 nucleotides long. RefSeq lists its product as uncharacterized. The transcript has 9 exons. Gene Ontology annotation, molecular function: peptide-N4-(N-acetyl-beta-glucosaminyl)asparagine amidase activity. The record is from RefSeq and is a predicted model, not a curated record. NCBI's taxonomy places the organism in Eukaryota, Fungi, Mucoromycota, Mucoromycetes, Mucorales, Choanephoraceae. Bases 104 to 1252 code for a protein of 382 amino acids. Gene Ontology annotation, biological process: protein quality control for misfolded or incompletely synthesized proteins; protein deglycosylation; glycoprotein catabolic process. Gene Ontology annotation, cellular component: nucleus; cytosol.
GCUCAAAAAAACAAUCAUUCUUUAUACUUGAGUAAAGAGCAACCAAGAUAAAGCCUUGGCCCAACCUAUUUUUUAACAUGACACACAUCUUGGCCAAUCUUGUAUGAAUUUAUCUAUCUUUCAAAGACUAUCGUUGCUUUUGUAUCGAAUAUAUAUAUAUAUAAAAAGAGGCUCCAAACACAAAAUAAUAUUUUUCUUUUGUACACGAAUGGACGCAAGUGAAAUUAACUCAAUUGCUAAACGAAUCACACAGCAAUGGAUAACCAUGAUACAAUCUCGCGUGUCAAGGCCCUCUAAUGCAUCUUCAAAAGCAUUUCUUAACCAACUGGAAGCCAACGGAAGGGUUGUCUUUAAAUACCAAGACCGAGAUCUCUUAGACAAAGCUCUUGAAUAUAUUCCUCUUCAAAGACUAUACGAUGAAGCAGAAGCCAUUCUUGAGCAAACUGAAGGAUCGCUCGAGGAUGUAGUUAUUCAAAGACUGCUACACUGGUUCAAGCAUGAAUUCUUUAGCUGGGUCAAUAAUGCACCUUGCGACUAUUGCUCAAGUACUCAAACCAAGUCGAAUGGUCUAACACAGCCUAGUCAAGAAGACUUGCGCUAUGGAGCUCAUGUAGUCGAAACCUAUCAAUGUCUUUCUUGCCAUCAAAUCACACGAUUUCCUCGAUACAAUGAUCCAGGGAAACUGCUAGAGACAAGGAGAGGCCGAUGUGGCGAAUGGGCUAACUGUUUUACUUUAUGCUGUCAUGCAGUUGGAUCUGAAGCUCGUAUUAUAUACGAUACUACAGACCAUGUUUGGACUGAAGUCUAUUCUGAACAUGAACAACGUUGGGUUCAUUGUGACGCUUGUGAAGAAGCUUGGGAUAGACCUUUGCUAUACAGUAUGGGUUGGAAUAAGAAACUAAGUUACUGCACUGCGUUUUCUAUAGACGAAGCUAUCGAUGUCACAAAAAGAUAUACAAGAAAUUGGCCUGAAGUCCUCAAAAGACGAGACAAAAUAAGCGAGUUAGAAUUAUCGAAGCUUCUUGACGAAAUAACAGCAAAGCGUCAAGAAGGCUAUGAUGCCGAUAGAAAACAGAAAUUACAUGCUAGACGAUUAGAAGAAUUCAUUCAAUUAGAGCAAGAUAGUAAAAAGAAGAUUAUUAAAGAAGAUGAGUUGACUGGCAGACAAAGUGGUUCACUUGCUUGGCGCACAAGUCGUGGUGAAACAGGCCAAGUUUCUUUAACCGAAAACAAAAUGAGUCUAUUGAAUUAAACGCACUCUAUUCCUGUGGGGCUUGAUUGUCGAUUUUGCUUGUUAGGUAAUGCCGUCGUAGAAAGCAGCAAUCAAUCGUAUGUUUCCAAUGUACCCAUGAUAAGAAUCACCAAAGCAUUGCCUGAUCAAAGAGGAGCUACCUAUCUUUCCCAAACGAUAACCUUAAGCGACAAUCUAAAGGGAAUUGAAGUUGAGUUUGUUUUUCGUAUUACUAACAAGGAUGGCGGACCAGCUGUAAAUGGUGCGGA